AGAGUUUCUGAUUAAUAAAAUCACAGAGUUUGACAUGGCGUUCCGCCGAAGAAACAAGAGUUACCCUUUCUUCAGCCAGGAGUUCCUCAUUCAGAACCAUGCCGACAUCGUGUUCAGUUUGGUGAUUUUCAUUUUGAUUGGGUUGAUGUUCGAGGCAACGGCAAAGACAGCCAUACUGUUCAUUCAGCCUCAGUACAACGUCACCACAUUAACACCAGAGAAAGAGGUGACUACGUAUCAAUACGGAUGGAAGGACUGUGCCACCAUCCUCUUCUACUUCUUCAUCGCCAUCAUCCUCCACGCUGUGGUGCAGGAGUACCUCCUGGAUAAAGUGAACCGACGUCUUCACCUUUCCAAGAGCAAGAAUACCAAGUUUAAUGAGUCAGGCCAGCUGUGUGUGUUUCACUUGGUGUCGAGUGUGUGGAGUUUCUACAUCCUCAUAACCGAAGGGUAUCUUCUGCAUCCCAGCAGCCUUUGGGAGAACUACCCUCAUUCACAUCUCAGAUUUCAGGUGAAAUUUUUCUACCUCACUCAGCUGGCAUACUGGCUCCACGCUUUGCCGGAGCUCUACUUCCAGAAAGUACGCAAGGAGGAGACUCCUCGUCAGCUCCAAUACAUCAGCCUUUAUCUGCUGCACAUCUCUGCAGCCUAUUUGUUAAAUUUGACUCGUGUGGGUCUGGUACUACUCUUCCUCCAGUAUGUGUCAGAACUGGGCUUCCACAUCGCCAGACUCUUGUAUUUCACUGAUGAGGGACAUCAGAAAAUGUUUGAUAUGUGGGCGGUGAGCUUCGUGUUUACGCGGAUGGUCACGCUCACCCUGAUGUUCCUCGCUGUGGGUUUUGGUUUGGCCCGUGCUGAGAAUCAGGGGCUGGACUUGGAGAUGGGCAACUUCAACACCGUUCUGAUAAGAAUGACAGUUCUACUCCUCGUGUGCUUGACUCAAUCUUGGCUCCUCUGGAAGUUCAUCCGCUUCCAGUUGAGGCGCUGGAGGGAGUUCAGACAUGAACAGGCCGUCCGUAAGAAGGCCACCACAAAACAACCCGUACGGCCUCUAAAGAGAGACUCCUUUGGUCACCAUGAAAAUGGAGUUCUUAAAGCUGAGAAUGGAGUUUCUCUUCGAACAAAGAAACUGAAAUCGCCCUAAGGUGACACAGUAACUGACCUCAGCAGUGGCUGUAGCCUCCACUGAGGUUCCUCAUCAGCACGUCGGUAAAGCUGGCGACCCCCUGGCCGCCAAACUUUAGGCUGAGAAUGUCCUGUGACGCCACCGGGACUCCGUCGCUACAGACUUUAGCUCGAAUGCUGGAAAAUGAAAUCUAAGGAAAUCCUUUUGAGCCCAAUGAACAUUAGUCCUCUGACUGUAUCAGUAUUUUUUUUGUACAUCCACGCAGCUUGCGAUGCCACCGUUAAUGCG
Molecule: messenger RNA, 1414 nt
Organism: Nematolebias whitei (Rio pearlfish)
Lineage: Eukaryota; Metazoa; Chordata; Actinopteri; Cyprinodontiformes; Rivulidae
Gene: tram2
Product: translocation associated membrane protein 2
Exons: 11
Coding region: 35-1144 (369 amino acids)
Biological process (GO): SRP-dependent cotranslational protein targeting to membrane, translocation; protein insertion into ER membrane
Cellular component (GO): endoplasmic reticulum membrane
Source: RefSeq, a predicted model, not a curated record